AUAUAAACAGUUUAUCGUCCUCAUGCACUUUAAAUGUUUUCAACGGGAAAACAGUAUCAAUCAUCUCUGAUGUAACAGACAGAAAGGCAUCUACUUUGCCAUUUAUGCAAGGAGAGUUAUAUACCAUUGGCCAGUUUUGCUGGCUGAUAAGAUCUUCAAAUAACUGAAGACUGGAGUUCUUUAUCGGUCGAGUAAUGAUUUUCCUUGUUAUAUUCUUAUUCACUGUUCGAACUCUUGGUCUCCAAACGAUCAUGCAGUGGUCAGAACUACCAAGUGGGGCAAGCACCUCCGGUUCCUCAUAUAAAGUGUGAACGUUGCUAAAUAUAAGAUCAAGAAUUGCUGUUCCCCUUGUUGGUUUCUUCACCACCUGCUUUAAUCGGCAGUUGUUCGUAAUUAUCUUCUCCUGAAAACCGUUGCUCACAGAAUUGAAAUCCCCAGCAACAACAAUUGAUAGAUUCGGACUUUCACUUGUAAGCGCAUCGUAGCAGCUGCAGAAAUAGUCGUAAAAUUCCUCAAUAGCUCCAGAAUUUAGCGAUGGGGGUAAAUAAACGCAUGCCAAGGCAAUUUUUGAGAUUGAUCUGGGGAGCCAUUUUGGACGUAGUAUGAUCCAUAAAUUAAUGCAUCUUUCCAUAUGUUAGGGAAUUCACCAGUGGACAGAGAUGUAUUAAAGAUGUGACAUACAGGUUUGGCCAAUUCGUACGCGAAAUCCUUAAUAAUCCGGUUAGGAAUAUUGUCAGGACCGCUGGAUUUGAAAACUUUUGUAUUGAGCAUCUUAGUGCAAACUUCGUCAGGGAAAAUUUUUGGUACAGGCCUUGGUGCAGGGAGAAAGGCAGGUAGCAGGAGAGGAUUCAGUGGUGGUAGGUCAUUACUCACGCUUAAGAAAUAGGUGUUAAGUGAUUGGGCGAGAUCUUUACCAAAUAGAGUGGUACCAUUCUUAACGAUCUUAAUGUUAUUGGUUGCAGAUCUUUUUUCCCGGACAUCUGGUUAACGCAGUCCCACCAUUUUCUGGAGUCACUGGAUUUUAGGUGUUGUACCUUGUUCGUAUAAUAUGCACGCUUUUUCACUCCUAUGUCGUUUCGGACUUUAAGUCUAUAGUGACGCCAGAGGUCAAGGUUACCAGAAUGAAAGGCUUUUUGCCUUUGAUAAAUCAGUUUUUUUAAUGCAGGCGUCAUCCAUGGUUUGUCAGGUAUGUCGGCCACAUGUGGCCUUUAGCCAUUGCUAUCUCCCUCCAAUACAGGGGCGUAGGAACCGGGGGGCACGUGCCCCCCCCCCCAAUUUUUUCAAAGGACUAAACGUGCCCUUUCUUGAUGAAAAGUGCCCUUUUUUGUGAUGAAAAUUAAAGUGCUCUUUUUGUACAAGCUAAUGUCGCUGUAAAUACUAAAUUAACAUCAAAGGUGCCCUUUUUGUUUGGAAAUUUCCAAGUUUUUUAAAAAUAUUUGGUCAAAACAUUUGGUCACCCGUCGCCAACAUUUCCGGGAAAAAUUUUUAGGUGCCCUUUUCAAUACCCUAAAGUGCCCCUAGAAGCCGGUGCCCCCAAUCUUUUGAUGCUUCCUACGCCCCUGCUCUAAUAGAUUAUCUCACAGAAAGGUCCCUCUUCAACUGGCCUCUUUUCCGGUCAUAGUUCUCAAACUUGAAACUUAUAAAGAAUUAUCUUCGCUCAAGUAUUUCUCAAGGUCAUCUAUUCUAUUGAGAACAAAGAAGCGUGAUUUUUGGAUAUAGAGAAGCUGAUAUAAAUUGAUAAGUUCGCAGAGAAAAAAAGCAAGGAUCAGCAGAUUUCAAAGUUUGAAGUAUAAUUGUUCCUUGAUCCUUUUUUUCAGUUCAGGUUCUUCGGACAAGUAUAAUUUUUGGUGACUUUUCAGAACUGUAUGGUUGUUAGCAUUUAAAUCAGACUGUCAGUCAGUUUUGAUGUUAGUCAGUGAACGAGGUUGGUCAGUAUAUUCACUACGGUAGUUACAUGUACCUAAACAUUUUGAUAAAAAUAUAUCCCUCAAAACCGUAGUUAAACAGUUUAUCUUUAAAGAAAAAUUUGGGGGGCAUACACAACUGUUGCGUUCCUUUAGAAUAUAAUUGCUUAUUUUUCACCCUGCUCGGUUUCCUUUGUUCUUAUCGGGGAAUAUAUUCAAUAUUCCCCUCUAAUCAAUUUCCGUUUAAUUAUCCCUUCUAAUAUUCACCUGCAAUGUCUUUGCAGCACAAAAAAUGAGAGAAAACAACAUAACGAAGGCAAUAUGGCAUUAAGAACUAUUUCUAUUCUGACUCAUUAACACGACCUCGCAAUGUGAAAAAUAAGUACGUUAUUCUGAGGCACCUCGGGGUUUAUUCACCUCGAUCGGCGCUGCGCGCCUCGGUGAAUAAAUCACAUAUCGACUCGUUGCCUCAAAAUAACCUAUACUUAUGGGGGGGGGGCUUUUAAUAUUUUUACCGGGGGCCCCCUGAUGUGGCGUUACGCCACUGCGAGGCAGUCGAGGCUGGAGACUUGUCCACAUCUUCAAAAUUCCCAAAAGACUGAUUUUGUUAAUUUAAUUAAAUUUGUAUUUGACCAUAAGGCUAAGGUUAAAUCUAGCUCUAUAUUCUUUGGAGCCUACAGUAAAGUGCAAAAAUAAUGAGACUUUCAGUAUUUUCUUCCUUUCUGACUUUAAAAAUAUUGAUUCACUGUCUGUUUCGGCUAUAUCCUAACAUAUUUACAACAUUGUGUGAAGAUGGGGGCAAUCACCUUCUUGUCUCAAUAACUUUUGCACACGAUUGUAUGGAUGAGUUGGGGUUAGGUUAAAAUGCGGAAGCGGAUGCGGAACGGAACGGAUGGGGUUAAAAUGCGGAAGGGAACGGAACGGAUGGGGUUAAAAUGUGUUAAAAAAAUCCGUUCCGCAUUUUAACCCCAUAUCCGUUUCGUUCCGUUCCGCAUUUUAACCCCAUAUCCGUUCCGUUCCGCAUUUUAACUCCAUCCGUUCCGCAUCCGCUUCCGCAUUUUAACCUAACCCGGAUGAGUUGUGGAAAUUGUCGGGGAGUGCUGGGCUUCCCUAGGCCCUAGCUUUCUCGUGCAGCCAUGGACCGUCAAGAAUUGGUUUCAAAUAAAUAGUGAUUAUAAAUUUUCUCUUUGAUUCCUUUCUCUUACUACUGGCAUGAAAUUAAGAAUAUAAUCUUCUAUAAGUCAGAAAAUCAUUUACAUUUAAUUAAGGGUUGGUUGUAUAAACCGCUUAACUACGUUUUACAUGAUCACUAUUUUCUAGAAUUUUCUAGUUAAAUAGUCGUUAACUCUAAAAUACGCGAUUUUAAUUGGUUGACUUUUGCACGAACUGUAGUACACCCGGCCCCAGCAAUUUAUAAAUCAAUUUACCUUAUCUUUUUAUUAACUAUGAUUAAUUUUGCAUUAACUGCGUCUCGCCGUUGAUUGCAAAGUUGAUAUCAAAUUUUACAGAUUCGCAGUUGCUCAUUGGAGUUGCUAAUUAGCGGUUGUAACCUACAGGUUGCUAAUAUUAAUACGGCCUAGCUUGUCUGCAAAGAGUACGAUCGAUUUGGAAACUAUAUGAAACACUCAAUCAGUUAUUAUAACAAUAUAUUAUAAAUAAAGUCGCGGCGCGUGUGCCAUCGCGCGUGCAGGACACGCGCAAGAACAGCAGGAUGUCAUGCAUGCAGUCGAAUGUGUAAAAAUUAAAUAUUCAAUUUCAAUGUGCCAUCGAGUGUUACAUUUCACCGCCUACUGGUCUAAAAUUGUGGCUUUAGUUGAGUUACUACGCUUUACGAUCGCUUUGGGAGUCUAAUACAAUUCUAUACACAAUCAUAUCGUAAACAUGUGUGGGUUCAUUUAGAUUGAAAUAUGUCUGUUGUAUUGUCAUCGAUGAAGCGAAAAAGAGGCAGUUGCGAAGCAAACGGCGAUGUUUCUGGUGGAAAAUACGAGGAAGACGGCGAUGUGCAGGAGCAAACCGGGUUGCUUUCGUCCAUCAAAACUUUCUUGUGGUCGAAUACACCGACUAAAGAAAGCAAGAGUCCUCUGCCAGCAGCAAAGAGGCGACGAAACAGCCCUGAUGUAAAUAAUGAGUGUAUGAUUUCUUCAUCGCCUCGUGUAAACCGACCGAGAAAAAUCAAGUGUAGCUCGAAUGGUGACAGAUUUGAAAAUGAGAAUGAUGUUGCUGUUGGCGCCUAUCUUGACGACAAUAAAACCGCCGAAAAUACAAAACCACGAACGUCCAUUCUUGGGACACUCUUCUCGCCUGUCCUAACGCUUUUCGGGAAAAACGGGGAACUAAAAACCGCGACAUCAAGCAGUGGCGAACUUGUUGAAUUGCCUUCAAUAAAUGGAGACAAUUUGAACUCAAAUUAUAACUCUGUUUGCUCGUGUGAAUCAACAAACGAUGACUGUGAAGUUAAUGGCGGGCAAGCGGGAAAGAAAGACGAGAAUGCCAACAUCGAAGAGAUAAAUUCAAAUCACAUAGAAACGGGAGAAUGGCCUGACAAUGAUCCAUAUUAUUUCUUGCGACAUUUACCACCUCUCACUGAUGCAAUUCGUUCUCAUUCAACGCCAGUUUUACCUUUGAGAACACGUAGUACACCUGAGUAUACAUUGGUUUUAGAUCUUGAUGAAACGUUAGUACAUUGCAGUCUAAAUAGACUCGAAGAUGCAGCUCUAACCUUCCCUGUACUUUAUCAAAAUAUUUCGUAUCAAGUAUUUGUACGUACAAGACCGCAUCUGCAACAAUUUCUCGAGAAGGUCGCCGAAUCAUUCGAAGUCAUUCUAUUCACCGCAUCGAAACGGGUUUACGCUGAUAAAUUGAUUAACAUUUUGGACCCAAAGAAAAAGAUAUUUCGGCAUCGAUUAUUUCGCGAACAUUGUUUAUGUGUUCACGGCAAUUACAUCAAGGAUUUGACUAUUUUGGGAAGGGAUUUGACCAAGACUAUGAUUGUGGACAAUUCACCUCAAGCUUUCGCUUAUCAGUUGUUCAACGGCAUACCGAUUGAAAGUUGGUUCGCCGAUCAUUUUGACAGGGAACUACUUGAUUUGUUGCCGUUUCUGAAUUAUUUGGUCGAACAAGGAAGCGACGUACGGCCUGCUAUUCGUGAUCGUUUUAGAAUGCAUGAGUUACUUCCCGUGGGCAUAGCAUGAGGUGAGAAAAAGACAAUGUUUAUGUAGCAAUAAAACUGGCGCCAAAAUUUGCAAGCAAUUCACGGAAGCAAUAAAGUAUAUUGCUUUGUGUUAAAGGACUUGUUUAUUUCGUUAAUAUAGAUCUUGACAUUAGUAUGGUUUAUCUGAAGUUUAGGGUAAAUGCCGUAUAAAACAGAAAGCAUAUGUUGGUAUAUAAAUCGAGUCCUAUGGCUGCAAAUGUAAACUAGAUAAAUUGUCCACCUGUUAAAAAACAGCAUGUGUUGUUCCCGCCAUAUUAUAUUUCCAUAAAAAGUUAAUAUUUGCCACUUCACAUGUUUACAACGUACUAUAUUUUUAACGUAAUAAUGAUAUUUUAAGGUUGUUUUUAAAAAACACUAACUAUGUUAGUUUAUAUAAUCCUUGAACAGCUUUAACACUGCAUAAAUUACUAAAAUUAGCAACAGUAUCAUGACACGAUUUGUCAUUAUUAAUAGAGUCUAUAUAAAGUAUACAUAGUUCAUACUUAAUAAAUUUAGGAUUUUUAUGUUGUAUAAUAUUUUCUAGCAUUGUUUCUUUUAUCUAAUAUGAGCUCUUCAAUAUUACAUGUGUUUCAAGGCUGAUAUUGGCUUUUUAAUAACAUAAUUUUCAUUUUCCAAAUUGACUUGAAAGAGGUAAAGCCACUAUCCCCUUUAAGAGUAUAUUUGUCUAUUGUUAGUCAAGAGUAAAAAUAACACUGCGGAGCAUAUUGUGGUAUCUUCUGUUUAAUGUACCGAUCAAUUCGAAACUUCAACACCCCCUCCCCCUGGGCAUAUCCCGGGAAUUUGACUUCAAGUCUUCUCCAGCUUUUCUUGGCUCAACUUGCAGUUGGCAAAAAUGAACACAUUUUCCAACCAGGGCCAAAAUAAAAUAUGUGGGUUUCCCGACCCUACCUAGCUUUUGGACGUCGAAAUCCCGACCCUAAACUUUUUUAUUGGAUCAUGCUUGCAAGUGUUUCCACUGACUUAGAGGAAAAAGUUUGUGGAAAAUUGAAAAUUGUGCACUCAAAUGUGCCCUACUUUAUUAUUUUACUCUAUCUACUGCCAGAUGAUUUUACUCCUCAGUUGAUUGGGCUCCCCAGUAUAAGAUUUAGGUCACUCAGAGUAAGGUUAGGGCCCAGAUUGAGCCAUUUACUAGUGGGAUCUGCAGGGCCAAAUGGCCCCACAGUAUAUAUGUUAAAAUAGUAGGGAAUUUGACGUUCUAAGUCUUCCAUGUGGUGGGGCAUUUCAUAAAGGUGGGGAAUUUGAACCGGAAGUCUUAAAUUUUGCCCGUUUCCGCAUGCUUCCUGCAUGCACAGAAAAGACUUCACAUUGGCAUUAAAUACAGUUUUCUCAGAUUUCAAGGGAAUCAGUUGUUAUCAAUUAUUAAUCAAUUGAAUUAAUCAAUUGUUAGUCGAUUACAAAAUUAAUCGAUGGGAGCAGCUCUAAUUUUGCCAUUUUCAGCUUUGCCACAGCCAAAUUGCAAUAUCAUAAUUUGAUAUGCUGCAUCAUGUCAGCUUACCUUGGAGACAAAAUUGAGCUGAAUAUUAUCUGCCAUGAUCCAGUUAUAAAUAGAGUUUAACCCCAGUGUUGUGAACCAACACAGCCAGAGAUUUGAGCUGAAAAACCAGAGUUUGCACAGCACUAGGGUAGAUAGUCUGGUUAACCCAAUAAGUUGCAAUUCACCCAAAUGUGCCCUUCCUUACUAUUUUACUUUGUCUAAUGCCAGAUGAGUUGAUAGUAAAAUAACACUGUACGGCACAUUGUGUUUGAAUAAGACAUAUGGCUAGAUAGUCUGGUUAACCCAAUAAGCUGCAAUGCACUCAAAUGUGCCCUACUUUAUUAUUUUAAUAUAUCUACUGCCAGAUGAUUUUACUCCUCAGUUGAUUGGGCUCCCCAGUAUAAGAUUUAGGUCACUCAGAGUAAGGUUAGGGCCCAGAUUGAGCCAUUUACUAGUGGGAUCUGCAGGGCCAAAUGGCCCCACAGUAUAUAUGUUAAAAUAUACCUUGCAAGGUUGGAAAAUGUGCAUUUGCUGGCAGCUGUGCUGACGGCCAAUGCAGCAGCACUUGCUACAGAUUUAAUGGAGACUACUAGUAUAUGCUUAUUUAAUCUCUUUGAAAUGUUUGCAGCUUUUCUUGGCUCAACUUGCAGUUGGCAAAAAUGAACACAUUUUCCAAGGGGUCAAAAAAAUUUUCCGGACAACCAAUAUUUUUCCGAACAUACACAAAAUUUUCGAAAAAUCACAAAAUUUGCCAAAAAAUUGACUUAAUUUUAGACAAGAUUUACAGAAUUUGUCACAUUUUUUUUUAUUGCAAGCCAAAAUUGCCCGACUGUUGAUCGAAUAUUGCCCGACUGCCCAAAACGCCUAUGCAGAUAUACCAAAAUUUUUAUGCGUUAGAUUUACUAAACGUGGCGUGAGAGAGAGCGUGAGACUGAAGCGAAUUGCGUGAGACUCACGCCGAAUGCGUGAGAAUUGAGAGGUUUGGCGUGAGAGCGUGAGACUGAAGCGAAUUGCGUGAGACUCACGCCGAAUGCGUGAGAGUUGAGAGGUCUGCCUGCCCCACCUAAGUUUUUAUAAGAAGAAACCGGAAACCCACAUUUUUUGGCCCAGUCAAUGUGUCAAACUAACUGUCACUCUGUUGAAUGCCAUUUUGUUCAAGGAGAGUAAUACCCAAUCAUCUAAUACCCAAAUUAAGAAUUUUCUGGUUUGUUGAGGUACUGACAUUUUUAUUACUAUGGAUAGCUAGCACCGAAACUGUACUCUUAAAAAUGCAAGUCAAAUACAAAUUUGAUAAGGCAGGCUAUCCAUAGCCUAUCGAAGACUGGCUAGAUCCAUAGUCAACGUUUAUUCAUAAAUCUGGUCCUUCACCAUCACGUGUGUCUUGUAUUUUUGCCAAAUCCACCAAUAGCAAUUUCCCUAUUGUUCGUGGAUAGGUAACUUUCCUAAAACAUUGCUAUUGGUUAAUUGGGCAAAAAUACAAUAAACGUUGACUAACACAGAUGAGUUAUAUUGUAAUUGUAAUAAGUUUCACAGCCAUCUUCCCUUCGAUAGACUAUGGGCUAUCUCAGGGUUUAUUUUAAGAAAAAUUUAGAACUGCACAUAUAGGGAUGUUACGAAGGCAACGGAACGGGGGGGGUCGAAGGAUUUUUUACCUGCCUAUAGGUGACAGAAUAAUGGUGUGGUUGGGUGGAAGAAUUGGAGAAAGUCCAUACAAAUUCGAUUUUGGGUGCGGGAGCUAGGGAGUGUUCCCGAAAACAAUUUGAAUCUAGAGGCUCUUAGUUCUGCCAAAGAUUUGUUUACCCAACCACUCACAAAAACUGUUUCAAAACAUGUAACUGGAAAUCAUGGAUAUUCAAUAUAUAACAACCUUAAAUUUUCAUUUGAGGCAGCAAUGAAUAUUAGGUUCUCCCACUCUAAUCUCUUUUGGGGAGCUUUGCUGGCCCCAAUUUUAGCUUUUUUCCAUUACCCCAGCAUGUAAGUGAUUUGUGCCAUUUUGUGAGCAGUGCUUCCAUUUCCAAAAAACAUAAUUUCCUUCCAACCGUUCAAAAUUUCCUUAUUUUUGAAAAAAUUUCCUUGCAACAAAAAUUAUUGAAUUUUACGUAAUUUAAAACUGAUUUUAUAGUCAUUUAUCUCGAAUAACCGGGUAUUUCUUGUUCUAGAAGGAACAUAGACGUUGCAGGAGCUGAAUUAUCAAAGGGGAGAGACAAAGAGUUUACCUUAGAUUAACACGAAGGAGAAUAAGCAGGGGGGUCUGGGGGUCCUCCCCUAGAAAAUUUUGAGAUUUUGCAUCUCGCAGACAGGAUUUUCAGCAUUUGGACAUCUCGCAGACAGGAUUUGAAGCGCAUUUCCUUGUAAAUUGCCGUAUUCUGAGGAUUUUUUAGAAAUAAUAUAAUUUCCUUCACAUUUCCUUCAAUCUUCCGAAAUGUCUUUCAAAUUUCCUUCAGAUUCGAAUUUCCUUAUAAUUUCCUUCAAAUAGUUAAAAUUUCCUUCAAAAAGGAAAUUUCCUUCAAAAUGGAAGCACUUUGGAAGUACUUCAAGUAAGACAAAUUAUAGUGGAUCCAUAAUUCUAUUACGCACCUCCUACGCGCAUCUGAUGACGUCACUUCCGGUUUACCACAAUCAGGCUUGCCCAGACAUACCCAAAACUAUGACGUCACUUCCAGUCCCACAAUCCCUUGCGCACCCUACACAACCUCCCAAAGUCCCCCACAAACCUCCGCCCCACGCGUCUGCAGAAUGCUUUCCGAAGUCUUCCCGAAGUCUUCCAAAAACAAAAUCAACAUUUCAGACGUAAAAUUUUUUUCUAUAUAAUAAAAUGAAAGAUGAACAAUGGUACGACGCAAGGGAGAGCUUUAGCGAUGAGGACGAACAGUGGUACGACGUCAACCCGGAAGAGGAGCUAACACCCAUCCUGUCCAAGCACGGCAUCAAAAAGAAGGCGAGCAAGUACAUCAUCAACCCCAGCGGAACCUACGGACCUAACCACUUCCUAUCCAUGACAGCGGACGAGGUAACAACGCUUCUAGAUUCCGAAACGAGGUCAAGGAAGGUGAGGACGGUUCUGAUAUGUGAAAUGGUUAGAAAUAAUCCCAGAACAGGGGAAGAAACAAUCACCAUCACACCUUUCCAGUCAGGUACCCACACACUGGUCGGCACAGAUGACACGGGAGAUACCCUUAACACCAUGAGGGAGAAAAUGCUGGAAUCUUUAGCAAAAUUCCAAAAGCAUGGAAGUGGAUGGAGGUUUCGGAGAGUGGAAACACUCGAGAUUUACAUUGGAAAAUUCCAACUGUUGAAGGGAAAGGGUCACAUGCCACUACCUAAGUCGAUCGAGAAAAAGAAAGCGAUCAUCACCAUGAAGAACAAUGACGAUGAGUGCUUCAAGUGGGCAGUUACACGCGCGCUAAACCUGACCGAACAAAACCCUGAAAGGAUUUCAAAGGCUCUUAUAGAACACGCUAGAGAGUUGGACUGGGAAGGAAUAGAGUUCCCAACACCUCUAAACAACAUCAAAAAAUUCGAAGAAAAUAACAACAUCGGCAUAAACGUAUUCAGCGCUGAUGAGAGUCAAAAGGUAUAUCCUCUAAAACUAGCCGGAAAGUCCAAUUCAAUAAACUUAUUUCUAUGGAGAACCACUACAGCGUCAUCAAGGAUAUGUCCAGGCUCGUAAGCGCACAAAUCAAUGGAAAAAAGAACAAAAAAUACAUUUGCAGUCGUUGUCUCAACGCAUUCGGUUCGGACUACGACUAUCAGAGGCAUGA
This is a messenger RNA of Paramuricea clavata, 10350 nucleotides long. The record is from the annotation of a GenBank genome assembly. NCBI's taxonomy places the organism in Eukaryota, Metazoa, Cnidaria, Anthozoa, Malacalcyonacea, Plexauridae.